AUGGCAAGGAAAAAAGUGAAAAAUGGGAAAAAAAUUCUUGAAAUUGGAUUGAGAGCUUCUAAUCCAAGUUCUUCUUCACCUGUAAAAUCUCUAGAUGCUGUUUUUCUUGAAAUUGGAUUGAGAGCUUCUAAUCCAAGUUCUUCUUCACCUGUAAAAUCUCUAGAUGCUGUUUUCUUUGAAGAUGAUGAAGAAUCAGAUUUGGAUCUGAUGGGAUCUACGGGUCCAAUUGGAGAGAAGAAGAAGGUUCUUUUGUCGGAUUUGUUGAGCUCUGCUACUGAUCCAGUUCCAUCUGUUGUUGAAUCUGUGGAAAAUUCCUUGUCUCGACAUCAUGUGCCGCAAUAUGAUAGGAAUCUUGAUGAUAAAUCUGAUCUCAAGUCUAGCUCUUCUGAACUGAAUGCAAAAGGAAUUCUUGAUGAUCUGGAUUCUGCUUCUUUUCUUGAAUCAGACCUGGAUGGAGUUAAAAUUGCAAAUCAUAGUCCAGUUAAUAAAUCUCCAAUGGAGAAUUUGGUUUUGAAAUCUUCUAAAUCAAAUUUAGUUGAUGAUAGUCCAGUUAAUAAAUCUCCAAUGGAGAAUUUGGUUUUGAAAUCUUCUAAAUCAAAUUUAGUUGAUGAUCCUCAAUUGGAAUCCAAGACUGAAUGCCAAAAUCCAGUUAAGAGUUGGGCUAGUCUUUUUACAGACAAUAGAAAAUCUGGUUCAGACAUGAAUCUAAGUUUUGUUUCACCUUCAUCUAAUGAUACUGUGAUCUUUGAUGAGGAAGAAUGGAAUGAAGGAAAUUCAUUGUGGCAAUUUUCCUUAAUUGGCCAAGUUUUGGGCCUAAAUGCAAAAUUUAAAGCUAUGGAAAGUUAUAUUCAUAAAGUCUGGGCUCGUUGGGUAAUUCCAGAGAUUUGCAUUAUUAUUAAAGCUAUGGAAAGUUAUAUUCAUAAAGUCUGGGCUCGUUGGGUAAUUCCAGAGAUUUGCAUUAUUAAGCCAGGCAUUUUCCUGUUUAAAUUCAAGAAUAAGGAUGAAAUGAAUGAUAUUCUUGUUAAUGGUCCAUGGUUCUUUGGAUCAAGACCUCUGUUAUUGAAAGCAUGGUCGAGUGGAGAUGAAAUUGAGAAAUUAAAUGACUAUAUUUAUCCUAUGUGGAUUCAAUUUCCUGCUCUUAGACUCAAUCUAUGGAACUCAAAAAGUCUUAGCAAAAUUGCAAGUCUUAUUGGAAAACCUAUAGCUACAGACAAACUCACAGCCAGCAGACAGAGGCUAUCUUAUGCUAGGGUUCUUGUUGAAGCUCAUAUGCCAGCCCCACUUCCUGAUCAAAUCUCAAUUCAAGGCCCAAAUGGUGUGAUGAUAAAGCAAAAGGUGAUAUAUGAAUUGAAACCAAAAUGGUGUGAUAAAUGCAAGAUUGUAGGGCAUGACACAAUGUACUGCAGAAGAUUCCCAAAGACUCAAAGAUGGGUUCCUAAAAAUGCACAGAAUGGUAAGAAUCAUGAUAAACAAGAAGCUCCUGGAAUCUGUGUUCAAGGCAACACUACCCCUCAUGAAUCAGGAAUUUUAAGGGAACAAAGGCUUGUGCAUGAGCCUGGAAAUUUUGGACAAGUUGAUAAUCAAAUGCACAUACCUGAUACUCAGGAUGAUCACAUUGGGGAAAAUCAAGGGACAAAACAGGUAUCCAUAUCUGAGACUCCUGAAAUGGAUACUCAGAGUCAUUUUGUUGGUUCCUGUAGUAAAUCUCCAAGGAAUCCUGUGCAUGUGGUACAUAUACAAAACCUGAUUUCUGGUAAUGUGGAGAAUAGAAACAAAGGUCUUCAGGAUAUAAAUUCUUGGUCACUAGUGCAAAAUAGCAAAGUCAGGAGAGGACUGAUUGAAAUAAAGAUUAAAGAUGAUAAGUUGCCAGUAAUUGCCAGGAAACUAGCACAUAAUUGGAGAUGGGAAGCUAAUGUAGGAGAUUCUGGUAAGGCUAGGAUAAUGAUCCUCUGGGACCCCAAUCUUCUGGAUAUUCAUAUGAUAAACCACUCAGCUCAGCAUAUAACUUGUUCUGUCAAAUCUCUGGAUGGGAGGAUCAACUGUGUAACUUCAACAAUUUAUGGCUAUAAUCAAGCAGUAGCAAGGAAGGAGCUGUGGUCAGAACUAAAACAUAUUCAACAAGCUAUUGGUAACAUACAUUGGCUUAUCAGUGGUGAUUUCAAUGCCAUGGUUGAUAAUGAUGAAAAGCUUGGGGAUCUACUUUAUCUGAGGGACCCUAGUUCAAGAGUAUGGAGUAGACUAGAUAGAUCCUUGGUAAAUGAUUCAUGGUUGCACCAACAUAAUUCUAGUCAAGUAGAAUAUUUGCUACCUGGAUUAUCUGACCAUUCUCCUGGCCUUAUAUCCAUUUUUGAUGACUUUAAAUUGGGAAAGAGGCCUUUCAAAUUUUUCAAUAUGUGGAUUAAACAUGAAAAUUUCUUGCCUGUAGUAUCUAGCAUAUGGCAAAAUGAAGUUAAGGGAUAUAAAAUGUUCUCUGUCUGGUCAAAAUUGAAGCUGCUGAGGAGUUCACUCAAGGAUUUAAACAGGAAACAUUUCAACAAUAUAGGUGAACAAGUACAGAGAGCUAAAUUAGCUCUAGAAGAAGUACAGAAUGAUCUUCAAAGCAACCUUAUGUGUUCAAAUCUCAUUAACAGAGAAAAAGAAUGCUUAGCUUCAUAUAACAAACUGUUGGAUUGUGAACUGUCCUACUAUCAACAAAAGUCCAGAAUUGCUUGGAGUAUCAAGGGAGACAGAUGUACAGAUUUAUUUCACAAAAUCUUGGAGUGUAACAGGCACCACAAUAGAGUUUUAGCUCUUUAUAAGAACACUGGGGAAAGGAUGACUGACAGUGAUGAAAUUGCAAAGGAAUUUGUGUCAUACUAUCAAAACCUAAUGGGGAGAGCCACUGAUACUAUAAUGCCUGAUAUGAAUGUGAUCAAAUUAGGGCCGUGUCUAAGUGAUUCUCAAGCUAAUCUCUUGCAAAGAGCUGUAUCAAAAGAAGAGAUUAAAGAAGCCAUUUUUUCAAUGUCAGAUAAUAGAGCCCCUGGUCCUGAUGGGUAUGGUGCAUGUUUUUUCAAAUCAGCCUGGUCGAUUGUGGGUGAUGAAAUCACUCAAGCAGUGGAGGAAUUCUUCACUUCAGGGAAGCUUUUAGGUACAUUAAACUCAACCUCUAUUACUCUUAUACCAAAGGUACAUUGCCCUAAAACACCUUCAGAUUUUAGACCAAUCUCAUGCUGUAAUAGCCUUUACAAAUGUAUAUCAAAAAUCUUGGCAAAUAGAGUAAAAUCUGUUCUAGGCUACUUGGUUAAUGAGGCUCAAAGUGCUUUCAUUAAGGGUAGGCAAAUAACAAGUAACACUUUAUUGGCCCAUGAACUUGUGAAAAGUUAUAGCAGGAGGAAUAUAUCUUCCAGAAUCAUGUUAAACAUUGAUAUAAAGAAGGCUUUUGAUACCAUAAGUUGGAAUUUUCUACACGAAAUGCUCAAGGGGCUUGGUUUUCCAAAAAGAAUAGUUGACUGGAUCAUGGUGUGUAUAUCUACUCCAAAAUACUCUAUCUCCCUAAAUGGUACACUGCAUGGUUAUUUUAAGGGGGAAAGGGGUUUGAGGCAAGGGGAUCCACUCUCACCAUAUCUCUUUAUUUUGGGUAUGGAGUAUUUAUCAAGGAGUUUAGACCUUUUGAAACAGGAUAAGCAGUUUAAAUAUCAUCCUAGAUGUGGCAAAAUGAAGAUUACACAUUUAAUCUUUGCUGAUGAUCUAUUGCUCUUUGGUAAAGGAGACCUAUACUCAGUAAAGAAACUUUAUCAGUGUGUCACAGACUUUGGUAAUGUUUCUGGACUGGAAGCAAAUAAAGAGAAAUCAUCUAUUUUCUUUGGUGGGGUUGAAGAAUCUGUAAAAACAGCAAUCAAAGAUCAACUGUGUUUGACUGAAGGAUGUUUCCCUAUAAGAUACUUGGGGGUUCCUCUAGUAUGCAAAAGACUGUCUUAUGAAGACUGUAAUUCUCUCUUAAACAAGAUUACUAGUCAAAUACAAACAUGGCAAAAGCACAGGAAACUCACAUAUGCUGGCAGAUUACAAGUGAUUAAGAGCAUCAUCUUGGGAGUUCAGAUUUAUUGGACUUCAAAUUACUUAUUACCAGUCAAAGUAACACAGAAAAUAGAUGAAAUCUGCAGGAAUUAUUUGUGGGGGAGUUCAAAUCUAACAUCCAAAAUCCCCUUAGUAUCCUGGGACAGAGUUUGUAUGGGUAAAAAACAGGGUGGCCUUGGCAUUUUCUCUGCUUCAAUAUGGAAUCUUGCAGCUGCCUUAAAGAAUUUAUGGAAUAUUCAUGUUAAUAGGGAAUUAAUGUGGAUUAAAUGGAUUCAUGGUACCUAUCUGAAGCAAAGAGAUAUCUGGCAUGUUAAAGCAAGAUCGGGAGACUCUUGGAUGUGGAAACAAUUAAUCAAAGCAAGGGAUAAGGCUCUGAAUUUCUGUGGAGGAGUAGGAAACCUCAUUCAGUUGAUUGGUUCUUGCUACAAGGGGGGAAAACUGAAAUUAUCUGCACUAUACCAUGCUUUAAAUCCAGCCAGCAGUAAUGUCCAAUGGCACAAUACAAUAUGGGAGAGCCUAUGCUAUCCUAAACACUCAUUCAUUAGCUGGUUAGCUGUCAAUAACAGAUUGAAUACCCAGGACAGACUGUUAAGAAGAGGUAUAAUAAAUACAAAUCACUGCACUUUAUGUACUGCUUCUUUUCAGGAAAGCAGAAGCCACCUAUUCUUUGAGUGUGCUUAUUCUAGUGAUGUAUGGAAUUGUAUAAUGGAUUGGCUUCAAUUCUCUUGGAGAUCAUGCCACUGGGAGAUUUUGAUAAACUGGUUCAGUUCAAGAUUGAAAGGAAGAGGUAUUAAACAAAGGGUUAAAAGAAUGGCUCUGUCAGCCACCAUUUAUGCAAUCUGGACUGAGAGGAAUAUGAGAGUAUUUCAGGGAAAAAACAGGUCAGUUGAACAUCUAGUAAAUGGUAUUAAAGUUGAUAUCAUGACAGUGCUUCUGAACUCAAACAUCUCCUCUGAAAAUGUUGCCUGGAUCCAUUCAUUGUAG
Messenger RNA from Asparagus officinalis (garden asparagus), 5040 nucleotides. RefSeq lists its product as uncharacterized. Bases 1 to 5040 code for a protein of 1679 amino acids. The transcript has 4 exons. The record is from RefSeq and is a predicted model, not a curated record. NCBI's taxonomy places the organism in Eukaryota, Viridiplantae, Streptophyta, Magnoliopsida, Asparagales, Asparagaceae.